This is a messenger RNA of Sardina pilchardus (European sardine), 1760 nucleotides long. It is a transcript of the gene cxcr1, whose product is annotated as C-X-C chemokine receptor type 1. The record is from RefSeq and is a predicted model, not a curated record. Gene Ontology annotation, molecular function: C-C chemokine binding; C-C chemokine receptor activity; C-X-C chemokine receptor activity. The transcript has 2 exons. Gene Ontology annotation, biological process: G protein-coupled receptor signaling pathway; positive regulation of cytosolic calcium ion concentration; neutrophil chemotaxis. Gene Ontology annotation, cellular component: external side of plasma membrane; membrane. NCBI's taxonomy places the organism in Eukaryota, Metazoa, Chordata, Actinopteri, Clupeiformes, Clupeidae. The coding region runs from base 265 to 1368 and encodes 367 amino acids.
CAUCUGUGAGGAGAAGUCUUACAAUUGCCUUUUGGAUUCUCGGCUAAAACAGGUGGUGCAGAUUAUUCUCUAUUGUGAUUAAAACCUUUCAUCUCAAAUCUGGAAUACUGUGAUUUUGGAGGAAAUACAUGUGGUGACACAGACCAUAGUGCUGAUUGGGAAAACAGGAAAUAUCAUCACAUCUCUGAUGGAUAAAGACAGAGACAUUCACAGAAUGACAUCUUAAAUUCUCAGCCUCGGAAAGCUGCCACAUCAAGAGUCACAAUGACAGACCCAAACACUUCCUUCUCAAUCGAUGACUUCGAUGACUUCUACAGUGAGUUCAAUAUCAGUGAGGAGCUGAACUACACCGACUCGUUCAACAUCACAGGCUUUGAGGUGAAUGAGCGGACACAGUUAUGUGAACCUGUCGUCUACGCGUCCGUCGUGAACAUCGUAGCAUGUGUGUUCUACGUGCUCAUCUUCGUGGCGGCCCUUCCCGGGAACCUCAUCGUUGGGCUGGUGAUCGGCUCGAAGAGGCGGGUCCUCUCUCCGUCGGACGUCUACCUGUUCCACCUGAUGGUGGCCGACAUCCUGCUGGCCCUGUGCCUGCCCUUCUACGCCACGUCAGUGGUGCGGGGCUGGCAGUUCGGUGACGCGGCGUGCAAGCUGAUCAGCAUGGUAAAGGAGGUGAGCUUCUACAGCAGCAUCCUGUUCCUGGUGUGCAUCAGCGUGGACCGCUACCAGGUCAUCGUGCGCGCCAUGGAGGUCCGCAAGGGGACGUGGCGCUGGGGCAGAUGCCUCGUCUGCCUGAGCGUCUGGGCGCUGGGCCUGGUGCUUUCCCUCCCCGCCCUCUACAACGAGGCCUUUUCGCCGGCGUCCGGCGACACGACGUGCGCCGAGCACUACGACCCGGAGAGCGCCGACGAGUGGCGCCUGGCCACGCGCGUCCUGCGCCACCUGCUGGGCUUCCUGCUGCCGCUGGCCGCCAUGCUGGGCUGCUACGGCGUGACGGUGGCGCGGCUGAUGCGCACGCAGGGCUUCCGGCGCCAGCGGGCCAUGCGCGUCAUCGUGGCGGUGGUGGGCGCCUUCCUGCUCUGCUGGAGCCCCUACCACGUGGCCCUGAUGGCCGACACGCUGCUGCGCACCAAGGCGCUGGCGCACGGAUGCCGCGCGCGCACCGCCGUCGACGUGGCCAUGUUCGCCACGCAGAGCCUGGGCCUGCUGCACUGCUGCAUCAACCCGGUGCUCUACGCCUUCGUGGGCCAGAAGUUCCGCAGCAACCUCGCGCAGCUGCUCUACAAGAGCGGUGUGCUGGAGAGGGCCUCGGUCAGUCGGGCCAGCAGAUCCACGUCCCAGACGUCAGACCACAACUCCACUGUCCUGUGAAGCUCCGUCCCAGCUCAGGGCUCAAGCAAACUGUAGUGAAGAGAUAAAUCAUUUCCCCCCCUUUUUAAGCUGUUUUGAACCCUUAAACCCUAUUCACCAAGAUUUAAGAAGAUUAGUUUCCUAAAACCUUACGCAACACUGCCAUCUAGUGGUAACUGUAAGCCCCUACAAACACAUCUCUGAAAACUGAAAGCAUUAGGAUUCACCAUUUUUCUUACUAAGGAUGUAAUGGCAAUCCAUGCUGCUCUGUGCACAUUGCCAUUGGAUAUUAUGAUGUAGUGUAGCAGUUUAGUAUGCAUUUUUUUAAAUGCAAGGUUGACACCUUUGAAAACAUUCAUUGAUUUGUAAGGUGUAGGCAAGACAGGGCCAUGUAAUACAAUAGGCAGUUUUUG